Fopius arisanus is the source of this 2858-nucleotide messenger RNA. It is a transcript of the gene mas, whose product is annotated as masquerade. The transcript has 12 exons. Gene Ontology annotation, molecular function: serine-type endopeptidase activity. The record is from RefSeq and is a predicted model, not a curated record. Bases 219 to 2438 code for a protein of 739 amino acids. Gene Ontology annotation, biological process: proteolysis. Lineage: Eukaryota; Metazoa; Arthropoda; Insecta; Hymenoptera; Braconidae.
UGAGGCCGACUCAGUAACACUCAGAGCCGCAGGUGAGACGGAGGGACAAACUGUAGCUCCCACUGGGAAAAUCAAUUCACUGCAAGAGUUAAACAAAUAAUUAAAAAAAUACACAACCCUCCCAGGGAGAUGUCGGCACCAGUGCCCUUUUCAUUCGGAGUUGAGUGAUUAACUCUUCAAAUUAAAUUCCCAAAGUUCUUGAGUUGAGUUCGAUUACGAUGGCAUUAAAAACUAUUGGAGUCAUCAUCUUCAUCAGUUUCACGAGUUGCGGAGUCCUGGGACAGGAUGACGAUUCCCUAGCUGGUAGCUUCCUAUCAGGUCUUCUGGACUCGAUAGCAAACACAGCGAACAGUGCGGAUUGCCCUGGGGUGUGUGUCCACGCUCUUGCUACUCUCAUCUGCGAUGAGGUCCUGGAAGAUGUCCAGUGUCCAACACCCAGCAUGAGGUGCUGCGUCAAUGGACCUUUGAACAACACGGAGACGUCAUCGGAGAAUGACAUCGAGGGCUCCACACCCACCAGCACUGAAAAACCCACGUCAACCCCUUCCACCACUAUCUCCACCACUAUUUCCACCAGUACUACCCCCAGUACGACGUCUACUGCAGGGACAACGGAGACGCAUCGAGUGCCGGAGAAGCCGAAAGAGAACAAAUGUUCCCCGGGGUUGUGCAUAGAGGCAAGACUGACGAGUUACUGUGAAGCGAUCCUCGACAUCGAGGAUUAUUGUCAGCCCCCAUUCCGGUGCUGUGUCUCGAAGGACAGAUUCGGGAAUAAUCCACCCCCUGAGUUUCACCUGGUGGACCGUACGAAGGGGAACAUCACCAAAGAGGAGAAGGGAGUGGAUAAAACGACGAGCACUGCACGUCCAACGACCACCACUCCAACGACGACGACGACCACCACCACCACCACAACAACCACUCAGAGACCGAAACCUCUUCAUCAGACACCCUGCAAGGGUGAAUGCGUCAAUGGUCUAUUCGCCCUCUUCUGCGAUAACAUCGACAGAGAAGCCGAUUGCCCUUCCGGAGACUCUUGCUGCAUCACUGAUCCUCCCAUUAGGGUGGAGCCGAGCACGACGACUCCUCGUCCAACGACUAGACCACCGCAGACAAAACUACCCACGUGCAGGGGAUACUGCAUACUCCCGAUUUUUGCAGCAUUCUGUGAGCGACCUAAUGAGAUUAAUUACAGGACGAGUUGUCAGAGUAAAGGGGGAUUCGCCUGCUGCGAGGGGAGCAAUUCCCUGCCACCUGUAUCGAAAAAUCGACCGAAACCGGCGCCGACGCGACCACCAGCCACGACGGUAUCACUGCCUCCAGAUAAUCGACCUGAGUGUCCUGGAUCCUGCAUCGUGUCUUAUCUGUCCUUCACGUGCUUCAGGAAUGCGGAGUUGACGAAUUUGUUCAAGUGUAAAAAAAUCGGGCACCAGUGUUGCGCACCGAAAUUCAGGAUACGAGGGGUCAGUAAUUCCACUGAACAAAGUGCCUCCAAUCGAAAUGAUACAGCAUUUUCUGGAAGUUCAAGGCCCACCACAAGUUUUCCUUCAUUCUAUGAGACAACGUUAACGACAACUCCAGCACCGACAACAACCGCAUUAUCAACAACAACCGACUCAACAUUUAAUAAAUACGUGUGUGGAGUGAAGGGUACAUCGCGUGGGCCCAUUCAGGCUAAGAGUUUGUGGAGGGACCCAAGGGUGGUAGGAGGUGAGGAUGCCGAUGCUAAUGAGUGGUGCUGGCAAGUGGCACUAAUUAAUUCCCUCAAUCAAUAUCUGUGCGGGGGUGCACUAGUGGGAACUCAGUGGAUCCUGACAGCUGCACAUUGUGUCACCAACAUUGUCCGAUCUGGAGAUGCUAUUUACGUACGAGUUGGAGAUCACGAUUUAACGAGAAAAUAUGGGAGUCCUGGUGCCCAGACCCUGCGAGUGGCGACAACGUACAUUCAUCACAACCACAACAGCCAGACCCUGGACAACGACAUUGCCCUGCUGAAGCUCCAUGGACAAGCUGAACUCAAGGAUGGGGUGUGUCUUGUAUGCCUGCCAGCCAGGGGUGUCAGUCAUGCCGCUGGAAAGAGGUGCACUGUCACUGGAUAUGGGUACAUGGGUGAAGCUGGCCCAAUACCACUGAGAGUACGAGAGGCUGAAAUUCCUAUAGUCAGUGAUGCUGAGUGCAUCAGAAAAGUCAAUGCUGUCACUGAAAAACUCUUUGUACUACCCGCCAGCAGUUUUUGUGCUGGGGGAGAGCCAGGAAAUGACGCUUGCCAGGGGGAUGGAGGGGGUCCCCUAGUGUGCCAGGAUGACGGUUUCUACGAGCUGACAGGACUGGUGUCCUGGGGCUUCGGUUGUGGUCGAGUCGAUGUGCCAGGAGUCUACGUCAAGGUGUCAGCGUUUAUCGGAUGGAUAAGCCAAAUAAUAACUGUUAAUAAUCUUUAGUCGGUCUCGGUAUCCGAAACAGCGUCUUGACGAUAGCACUGUGAGAUAAUGUUAAAUUAAAAAAAGAUGAACUUUGAAAUUGAGUAGAAUGAAACGACUAAAAAAUUCUCAACGCACUAAUUCCUUCAGUCUCGGAACAAAUUGUUGAGUUGACAGCUGUUGAUAGUUGAUUGAAUCAUUCCACUUGAUUAUCAAAUAAAUCAUAAAAAUCAUUCGUCCAGUCAUUUUCACCAAAAUUCAAAUUCGACAUCGACAUUUUCUUCAAAAACACCUUCAAAGAAGAAAAAAAAAUCCCCUCGCUUUGUAAAUUAACGCAUUACCCACUAAGAAAUAAUAAAACAAUUACAUUCCACAACUUUAUUCAUAUAUUUAUAGAUAAAUGCCUGCGCGUGCUGACGAUAAUGUAUAUUUCCCUAAUUA